UCAUUAUGAAGUGUGAGAAACCGGUUAUAACGUAUGUUAAAACGAAUUUGACGACUUCUUACUCGGCUUCAAUGUAGCUUCAUGAUGGCUGAAAAAACUGACAGAAGCGAUGAGGUGAUUGAAUUUGCUUUGGAUAGAACUGAGAAGAAUGGAAACUUGGUUCAAAAUGAUUUACCAGGUAAUAUGGUGACUAACACAGCUCCAGGCAGAACCCUGCAGAAACUCAGUCCCAUACUUGAGCUUGAUCCUGGAUCAGACGCAGCUUCUACUGGAUCUUCGGAUGGGAUCUCCUCUUCCACAACCUCCUUACCUGACACUCAGGAUGCUGAAGAUGCCUGUGCCGGGAUCAUACUCAACUGCCUCUUCUGCCAGUUUUAUGAUCUAUGCCUCACGCUGCCUGACACGUGUAAACGUGCCGCUUAUCAAAUCUGCCCAGCCUGCAGCUACUUAUUUGCUCCAUUAGAACCAGUCCAAAGCAGCGAUUGGAACUGUCACUGCGACAUUGACUGUGAUCUAUUUGAUGCUUGCCAAGAGACCAGCAAUUGCCUGGAGUUAGCCAUGGAGAUCUCGGAGAUUUGUUACCGUUAACCUGCUAACCAUGGCAACAAAAUGGAUAGGAGAAUUCAAGACUACAAGGGCAACUUUGAAGCCAGUGGAUGAUGCAUUGUCAGUAUUACUGUAUAUUUUCAGUUAUGUUUAUUGAGUGUAAGUUGCAAUGCUACUUAAACAUGAACUUAGAAUGCAGUACAUCUAUGAAGUUGCCUUUAAAUUGUGGUAAGUUUUGGUAUGCUUAGGCACACCAUUGCACAAGGUUGUACAAGAAAUACAAAGUAUGUGGAGUGGAUUCUGAAGAAGAAUGACAGAUGCUGACACAUGCUCCUAUGCAUGCUUGUGGCCAUUUCUUUAAACACUGUGAAUGUCCUGGGGAGUUGGA
Messenger RNA from Clarias gariepinus (North African catfish), 934 nucleotides. RefSeq names its product MyoD family inhibitor domain containing 2 (gene mdfic2). Bases 82 to 588 code for a protein of 168 amino acids. The transcript has 4 exons. The record is from RefSeq and is a predicted model, not a curated record. NCBI's taxonomy places the organism in Eukaryota, Metazoa, Chordata, Actinopteri, Siluriformes, Clariidae.